AUUGAACUAACAAACUCGGUGUAUUUUUCAACAAUGUGGUUAACUAGUGCUGCUUUACUUCUAAAUAUUGCACUUCAAUGGAAUGGCUUCCAUAAAUUUGCAAAACUGCAACAAGAUGCAACCAACUGGAGGAGAAAGAUGAUGAUUCUCUUCUAUUUCUAUUGACUAAAAGAAAGCAAAUAUUGAACGAACUCCAUCAGGACACGCAUUAAGGUCCGAAGGUAUAUAAAAAAGAACUUACCGCUGAGAGUCAAAAUCCUAUAAAAAAUGCAAGACGUAGCACCCAAACCAAAAUAAC
Molecule: messenger RNA, 298 nt
Organism: Acanthoscelides obtectus
Lineage: Eukaryota; Metazoa; Arthropoda; Insecta; Coleoptera; Chrysomelidae
Source: the annotation of a GenBank genome assembly